CUGUUUCUAACAUGCUUGCAGUCACACAGCCGCGUCGUGGCGGGCGCCCACGUGGCGGCCGCACCAACCCUCAGGGAGGGGGUGGAGGUGGCGGUUGUGGGGGCAGCGGAGCCGGCGGCGGUGGUGGCGGGGUCGAGGGUGGCAGCAGUGGUGGUGGUGGCGGCAGUGGUGGCUCAUCUGGUAGCCGUGGUGACAUUUACGACCCAGCUGUCCCUGACUCCCCUGCUCACUCUGCCUCAUCGCACCAGCAGCAGCAGCAGCAGCAGCAGCAGCAGCAGCAGCAGCAGCAGCAGCAGCAGCAGCAGCAGCAGCAGCAGCAGCAGCAGCAGCAGAAGGAGCAGCAGCAGCAGCAGCAACAGCAGCAGCAGCAGGUGCAGCAGCAGCAGCGGAUGGAGCAGCAGCAGCAGCAGCAGGAGGUGCAGCAGCGGAUGGAGCAGCAGCAGCAGCAGCAACCGCAGGCAGUGCAGCAACAGCAGCCGCAGCAGGAGGUGCAGCAGCAGCACCAGCAGCAGCCACAGCAGCAGCAGCAGCAGCAGCAGCCACUGCAGCAACCUCAUCGGCAUCGCCGCACCACCUCUCCCACAACAUAAUAACUAGAAUGAAGGAUACAAGAUGGU
Molecule: messenger RNA, 617 nt
Organism: Closterium sp. NIES-67
Lineage: Eukaryota; Viridiplantae; Streptophyta; Zygnematophyceae; Desmidiales; Closteriaceae
Source: the annotation of a GenBank genome assembly